AACGCAGACGGAGGAAGCACGCGUCUCACGUCGCCCCGAGAGCGCGAUGCCACGGAGGUAUUUGCGCUUUCCGGCCUUCUACAAUCACCUCUGCGGGGCCGUGGCCAUCGCCUCUUCCCGCAGCACCAAGCUCCGCCCGGCCUCAGUGCCGGGUUAAGGAAGGGCUCCUUCGUGCCCUGCAGUUGGGUGGAAACAACCCCCUCAUGGUUGUAGACGUUGGCCUGCAGGAGAUGCACUUUCUGUACUUCUUUCAGGCUCUGUCCAGGACCCUCGAACCAGAGAUUCUUAAGGAUCCAACAGACUGAAGAUAAUCCAGGCCAAAAUGAACUUUCAGGGCAGCCCCAGAAGUACCAAGCUUCAUAGGCUGAGCACACAUGUCUACAACUGGGCUAAAGCCAGUACUGCAGGGAACAAAGUGGGGAGGGGCAGGGUGUCAGCUUUAUCCAGUGCCUGGUUGAGCUGAAAUUGAAUCUUUUUUCCUUUUAGCAGGAAGUCAUUAUGUGACUAACACAUUUUCAUCAGAUUUCCUCUGAAGUGUAUGUAGAAAUGAUGUGUACUGCCAAGAAAUGUGGAAUUAGAUUCCAGCCACCAGCUAUUAUCUUAAUCUAUGAGGGUGAAGUCAAGGGAAAAAGUCGCCAGCGUAUCAUGCCAGUUCGAAACUUUUCAAAGUUUUCAGACUGUAGCAGAGCCGCUGAGCAACUAAAGAAUAAUCCACGACACAAGAGUUACCUGGAACAAGUGUCUCUGAGGCAGCUAGAGAAGUUAUUCAGUUUUUUACGAGGUUACUUACAGGGGCAGAGUUUGGCAGAAACGAUGGAACAGAUUCAACGGGAAAGAACCAUUGAUCCUGAGGAAGACCUGAACAAACUAGAUGACAAGGAGCUUGCUAAAAGGAAGAGCAUCAUGGAUGAACUUUUUGAGAAAAAUCAGAAGAAGAAGGAUGAUCCAAAUUUUGUUUAUGACAUUGAAGUUGAGUUCCCACAGGAUGAACAACUACAGUCCUGUGGCUGGGACACAGAGUCCGCCGAUGAGUUCUGAUACUAAACCCUCACAGAAUUUACUGGGUUGGCAGAAACUCCAUGUUUUUAGAAAGGACGUAGGUUGGUUAUAGCAAAAUCUGUAAAGAACACUAAAUGCACAUGUUGGGUCAUAAUUGGACUGACCAUGUUAACUUUUCAAAACCAGGACAUGUGGAGCAUCUACUAUGUAGAUGCAUGAGGAAGAUAGGAAAAACAGAGUAUAGGGAUCUGUCUUUAAAGAGCCUGCAUCUAAUUGGAAGAUAAGUCAAAAACUUGUGAAAAGUUAAUUAACAAUAGCAGGCAACAAAAAGAUUAGAGCUGAGUGCUUGAUAAAGACAGUUAUAUGCCAAAGAUGGUCAGAGUCUAGAUCACUAUUGGAUAGUCAGGGAAGGCUCUGUCCUUUAGUGGGAGAGAUGGGACUUUGCCUGGCACUGGAAAUGGUAGUAUAUGGGUAGAAGCCUGUAUAGGAUUCCAGAUGAAAGAAACUAGAAAAAGGAGGGAGGGACGAUGGUAAAGAAACAGAACAUUGAAAGUUUUAUUUGUGGAACAGGAGGCAAAUUACAGUUUGACAAGAUUGGAGGGCAUAUGUGGUUAUCAGGGAAUUAUCCUGUAAGCAUUAUGUUUUUAUAAGUAUUUAACUUGUUUUAUAUGCAUUCGCUCCGGAGUAAAGAGUACCAUUGCAAAAUGCCCUGCAGCUGCAAGUAGAUGUCAUUUGAUGGGUGACAGGGGAUCUGCCCCAUUAGGUAUCAGGGAAUAUAUACUAAAGAUAUUCUGAAACCCUGAACCUCUUCCCAUAAACAAGAAGUUUGUUCUGUAAAAUGGGAAAUCUACCCAUGUUAAAUGAACAACAGGUACUGCCAGUUUAGAACUAUUCAUGAGUGUGGAUCUACAAAGAGAGAUCCUUGUUAAACCUUUGCUUAAUCAGGUUAUCAAUACACAGAUACAUCUUUCAUCUUACUAGAAUAUUAUUUAGUUGGUAGAAAUCUUAUGUUCUUUGCAAGGAAAUUAAUAGUUAGUAAGUAAAACUGUUAAAAUAAUUAUUUACUCUUUCUACCUGUCCAUCCCCACUCUCUUUACCAUGAAAAGCCCCAUUAAAGGAGUCAUAGUGAGGUCACUAGGGACUUAAGAUGGUCAAAUUUCAAAUGUAUAUUUGCCAAAGUAGCAAAAGAAUUUUUAGAAUUAGAGUCUUCCGUGUCUAUAUAGUACUCCAUUGUAUAGAUGUAGAUAAUUUAUUUUAAAAGUUGACCUUAAUUGUUUCCCCCUUUCACUACUACAAGCAAUACUACAGCAAAUAUCCUUGUACAUUCUUUGUUUUGCACACAGGCAAGAAUAUUUAUAGGAUAAAUGCCUAGCAGGAAUUACUGAGUCAGGCUAUGUGCAUUUUAAGUUGUAAUAGCUAUUGCUUAGUUGUCCUCCAUAGAGAUUUGUUCAUUCAUUCAGGUAUGUAUGUACUGAGUACUGCACAUAAGCUGUACUAUUCUAGGGUCUAGGGAUAUAGCAGUAUAUACAACAAAUGCCUUGUCUUUACCGCAUUUACAGACUAGUUGGAGGGAAGAGACAAUAAACAUAAAUACAUAGAAUAGGGUCAGAUGUUAAGUGCUUUCAAGAAAAGUCAAGGUAAAAAAAUAAUAAUAGAGGAGGUGGGAACCACUGUUUUAGAUAGUGAUCAGAGAAGGCUUCACUGAGGAGGUAACAUUUGAACAACAACCUGAAGGAGGUAAAGGAAAAAUUGAUAUGCAUUUCAGGGGUGGUGGGGAAAGACAAGUGAUAGGCUCUUGGGCUGGAGUGUGCUUGGAGUGUUUGAGGAAGAACAGGCAGGCCAAUGUGGCUAAUACAGAUUGAGCAAGGGAGAAAAUGGUAGAAGAUGAGGUUGGAGUGGAUUUUGCAAAUGCAUAGUGCUUACCAUGAAGGUUGUACCAGCUUAAACUAUCAGCAGUUCAUGAGAGUACCUGUUUUUCCCAUGCGCUUAUCAACAGAGGGUGUUGUCAAAGGUAUUGAUGUUUGCCAGUCUUAUAAUUUACAAAUGGUAUCUCAGUUUGAUUUGCACUUCUUUUAUUAUGGGUGAAACUGAGUAGGCAGUCCUGUCGAGUUUCAGCUCUCACAGGUUUCACUGUAAUGUGUGCUGAAUAAACAUAUAAUGGCUAACAACAACAACAAAGGGCCAAUUUUAUGGUAUAUAUUGAGGUAUAUAAGUUGUUCCUCAAUAACGCUGUUAGGGAAUAGAAUAGGAUCAAUGUCUGCAAACCAUUUGUUCUAAGAAUGAGCAAGAGGGGCCAAGAUAUGUGUAAACAUCUCCUCGAGCCCGCAUAGAGUUGGAGAUUGAAAAAGGUUGGAGGACAGAAUUAAUGCAUUCAUUCAAUAAACACUUUUCUAGUAUUUACUCUUUGGAAGCUUCCCAGGAGGUCUGGAAAGGAAUGGCUCUAAAGAAAAGGAAAGAACAAGAGAAGACUGAUUAUGAUGCCGGGACAGAGUGAGGUUUAUGAUUCCAAUAUUCUCCUUAAUGGAUGAGGGAGAGUCAUCUGAUGAGAGUGAGACUGGGGAGGAAAGAGGGAACUUAGGAUGAAAAUGGGAGGUGUGCAGAAGGGUCUUUGUAAAGGUGAGGCUGGAUGUGCUCAACAUAGAUGGAGAGAGUAGAAUGUGAGAUCAAACAAAAAUCUAAAAUCCCAGGGUUACAUACUAAAAAGGCUCUCCUUCACUUCACCACCUCUCCUCCCAAAAACAAACAAAAGUACUUCCCUUCGUCAGGUUUACAAGAGAGUGCUAAUAGUGGAAUUAAUGAUCAACCUUCAAGCUCAAAAAUUUUAUGGCUACACGGUCUUUCUAUUUCAGUCACCAUUUCACAUCAUAGCAGAUAUUGAUUAUCUACCCAACAUCCUUUUCCUCCCUUCGUUGCUGAUAGAGGCCCAGUUUUGAUUGUUUGAGUCUAACCCCUCCUACACAAGUGUCAAUUCCAGAGGCAAAUUCUGAUUGGUUUAAAUCAACCCCAGUGGUCUCAUUUGUUAGAGAUGGGCAUGUUACCCAGUUCUGGCCAAGGAGACGUAAAGAGGGUCUGCAAGGACUUGGAAAGGUUUCCUCACUAGCUCUGGACCUGGUUGUGUCUGAAUGUGACACCUGGAAGUCCCAUAGCCAUUUUGUGGCCAGCCUGAGGAUGACACCAAUCAUUAAUUAGAGCAAACAAAGAGAGUCACAUAUACACUAUACCUGGAGCCUGCCCUAGCUUUGGACAUUUUGUUAUAUGAAAUAAUAAAUUUCCUCUUUGUUUAA
Trichechus manatus latirostris (Florida manatee) is the source of this 4283-nucleotide messenger RNA. RefSeq names its product centrosomal protein 19 (gene CEP19). Gene Ontology annotation, biological process: microtubule anchoring at centrosome; trans-Golgi to periciliary membrane compartment transport. The coding region runs from base 547 to 1038 and encodes 163 amino acids. The record is from RefSeq and is a predicted model, not a curated record. The transcript is spliced from 4 exons. Lineage: Eukaryota; Metazoa; Chordata; Mammalia; Sirenia; Trichechidae. Gene Ontology annotation, cellular component: ciliary basal body; centriole; spindle pole.